AUGAUCUCUCUCGUCGGUGGCCAUCUACUCUCAUUAUCUUUCGAAAGUGUCGCUCUCGGUGUUCACACACUGACCUUGAGACACUGUCUCCGUCCUUCGCGCUGGGAGCGGAGCGGAUCUCCCAAAAGGAAAAAUUGGACGAUCCUGUUGGUCGCCCUUAUUCUCUACGCGCUCGGCGUAGUAGACGUUGUGCUCAAUAUUUACUAUAACUUGGAUGCCUUUGUCUUUCACUCUGGCUCCGGAGGGGCAGAAGCUGUAUUUACAGACAUCUCAAACCCGGUUAAUUGUAUGAGGACCACCUGUCUUAUGAUGGCUACUCUUGUAGCGGAUGGGAUGCUGGUGUAUCGAUGUUGGGUGAUCUUUGGCCAAGUCUAUUAUAUGGCGACACUGCUCCCGGGUGCUUCACUCGUCGCCGCCCCCGAAUUACAAGUGUUUAUUUCUGCAUUUGGUGCUUUAAACAUCACCCUCAACAUGGGAACCACCGUUCUCAUUGUAUGCUACAUAUGGUUUGUCCACCAGCAGUCCGCUCAAUUGCUCCAGAGAGAGACUUCUGGCAUGAUAGGCCUAAAGGCCAUUAUGCGCAUUUUCGUUGAGUCCGCACUCGUGUACACGACUGUUGUUGUGAUAGCAUACAUUGCGGACCUUACGGGAUGCAACAUUGUGUACGCAAUGGGAGAUAUAGAGUUGGAGAUGGCCGGCAUCUCAUUUGACCUCCUUAUCAUCCGCUGUCGAGAAAUUGCUUGUCGCAAUGCUGCAGUCGAUGAAGACAUCCUAACCACGCUGCGGAUCCAGUCACCUAAGGACACAACCAGUGAUCACAACACUGGCAUUCCAGUGGAGGAGGCCGCUUCUACAGUCAAUCUGUCUACUCCCAGCACAUCGAUGCAGGUUUGA
Sparassis crispa is the source of this 894-nucleotide messenger RNA. RefSeq lists its product as hypothetical. The coding region runs from base 1 to 894 and encodes 297 amino acids. The record is from RefSeq and is a predicted model, not a curated record. Lineage: Eukaryota; Fungi; Basidiomycota; Agaricomycetes; Polyporales; Sparassidaceae. The transcript has 6 exons.